This is a messenger RNA of Coffea arabica (coffee), 5573 nucleotides long. The record is from RefSeq and is a predicted model, not a curated record. Lineage: Eukaryota; Viridiplantae; Streptophyta; Magnoliopsida; Gentianales; Rubiaceae.
AUGGAGUUUCAGAAAUUCAAGUUCUUGUGCUUAGACAAACUGGACAUUGGUCAACGGAAUGCCUCCUCUGAUGAUUUCCCCAAGCUUGAAAGACUCCUCUUACAAAAUUGCAAAGACCUUGAAGAAAUUCCGGAGGAUUUCACAAACUCUGGACAAAACAUUUUCUUUUUAACUUCUCUUCAUCUGUACAUUGCUGCUGCUGCUUUUUGCAACUGUAUCGAUAUUCUCAUUAACAUACUUUAUACUAACCUGUCUGUCGCAGAAAAUUUGGAGAUGAUGGCUUCUGCCGCUCGUGCUGGUUCUACAAGCUUGGAUCGCCUUAAUGCUGCACUGAAAUGCAUAAAGUAUCCCUCGGAGAUCCUAUCAAGAGUCAGAGAUGAUUGUAAUAUUUUGAAAAAACUUUGGGAAUCCGCUCAUAAGAGAAGUGAUCAUGCCGCUACAGAUGAGGAGAAGAAGAAUAUGCACUUCUUCUGCCUCAGGAUUGAAGCUACAGCUGAGGAGAUGGCCCUGGAGCUUAUUCGUUUCCGUGAAGAAAAGAUGGUGGAUGAUCACCGGGUAAAAGAUGAAGAAUCCCUAAACGAACUAGCCCUUGAUUGUGCAACAAAAACCAUGCGCUUGAGUGCUGAAGUUGAAGAAGCUCUUGACCAUCUGUACAUGAUGUGGUCAAGAGGCGGAGACGGCAGCGGCAGCAGCUCAUUUGUGUUUGAUUGCUUUUACACACAUUUACUACGAUAUGUACGAUCAACUGUGUCCGCAAUCGAGACUAUGGCAGCUAAUCACUGUGGUGAUGGAGAUUCCUUGUAUGAUAAUAUAGGGUACAUCCAAAGUUACCUUGAUUCAUUAUUUUCUCAUGCCCGUAAAAUCCCGGGAGCAACAACGGAUGAUGUACUACAACAUACUCAACAUCGUUGGCGUGCACGUGGACUGCCUAGUUUUGAUGCUUGCGUUGGCCAUGUUUUAUCCCUGGCCCUACGAAUUGCAAACCGGUGUCGUGAGUACUGGUUAAAUUGCGAGGCAGGCCGAAUCCAGGUGAUGAGAAGAGAGCUGAUUGAAUUCCUGGUGGACUUGCGCCCUGAGAUUCAUCCUAGUAAUCCCAAAUUCAUGGAUUUCCUUCUCAAUUUCCUCAUGGCUCUCUGCCUCAUGGCUCUCUGCUGCACCGAGAAAUUUGCGUUGAAGGAUUUUCUGCGGAGUUUUUGCCGCUAUCUCUUCUUGUAUGUAAAUGGACAUUUUCGAGAAGAGGCUGAGCUUUUUCUUGUGGUGCAAAUCCAUGGCAUGAAAAGGAACACAAACACUACUUCUCUUUCCUGUGGUAUGCUUCCCGAUUCAGUAAUGGAUGACUGUAGACGAAUCCCUGAGAGACUGCACAAAUACUCCGAGAAGCUGCCGCCAGAAACGAGAUUAUAUAGGCAAAAGUUGGUGGCACUGAUUGAAUCAGCAUUCGAGGAGGAAAAAUCUCUUCAUGAGUCAUCUUGGCGGAAGGAAACCACAGCGUCAGUGGCAAAAAAGAAAAGACAGCAAAUUGAGUUCCUGGUGAAUUUGCAUCUUGAAAUUCAUCCUGGUAAUCCCAAAUUCAUGGGUUGCAUUCUCAAUUUUCUCAUGGCUCUCUGCUGUACUGAGAAAUUUGUGUUGAAGGAUUUUCUACGGAGUUUUCGGCACUAUCUGUUGUUUUACGUAAAUGGACAUUUUCGAGAAGAGCUGCCUUCCUUAUUAAAACUUUUUUGCUACACGACUCAUAUACUAGAUGAUGAGGACACAGCACGAAGUUUCAUUCCAGAAAUUCAGGCAGUGCUAGUAGAGAUCACUUCUCUAUUCGAGUCAACUGGUCGUAAGGGGGAUGAACUAGACAACUCAUCUCGGUGUUCUGAGUUACUUACAAAGAUUUGUCUUCUCGAGGCAGAGCUUUUCCUCGUGGUGCAAAUCCAUAGCAUGAAAAGCAAUACAAACACUUCUUCCCUUUCCUCCAUCAUGCUUCCCGAUUAUAAAGAUAUCAUGGACAACUGCAGACAAAUCCCCAGAAGACUGGGUACAUAUUCUGAGGAGUUGUCCCCAGAAACGAGAUUAGAUAGGAAAAAGUUGUUGGCACUGAUUGAGUCAACAUUCAAGGAGGAAAAAUCUCUUUUUGAGUCAUCUAGGCGCAAGGAAAUCACAGAGUCCGUGGCAAAAAACUCACUUCUGCGACUUCAUUUUAAGAUUGUGAUUUUCAAGGGAGAGUCGUUUCUGAACGAGCUAUUACUUCUGAAGAGCAAGAAUGAUGAAAGACUUAUGGCUCAUGGGGAAGAUCAAAUUAAAGUCCACCUUCGGAAGCUUGAGUAUAUCACACUAAUCCUGUCAGAUGAGAGAGUUAAGGAAAAAGAGGACAUAUUAGGAGCAAUUGGAGAAUCUUUUAGGAUGCUGACAUGUUUCUCAUACUAUUUCCUUAACACACAAGACGAAAUAACCAACCUUUCAUUUUCUGAGCAGUUAGAUAAUGUGGUGCAUUUGAUCAAGGUAAAGCUCACAGAUAUUAUUCCUAAAUUUCCAAAGUUAAAUUUUCCAAAGACUUCCAAACUGGAUUUCUUUGAUUUUCUUUGGAGAAACCUUGGGGAACUUCUGAGAUAUGAUCGUGCCUCAACUGCACCGGUGAAGCACCACAUGGAAGAGAUUCAAAUACAUCUCAAGUCAUUGAGGUCAUUUGUUGAGAAUGUUUCGGAGUUGGACGUUGCAAAGCAUCCAAAUCUACAAGAUCUUGUUGAUCGAGUCACUGAUUCAGCAUACAAAAUGGAGUACACUGUUGAUUCAAUUGAGGUUCAUGCUCAAUGGCAGGAUUUCUUCUGGUUAGCCAAUUUGCUGGAGGAGCUCAGACUUCUUAGCGAGGAGGCCAGGGGUAUUCAUUUGACAACAACUGGUGCGGAAGUCCAAGAUUCCAACAAUGUCUCCCCGGUUUCAGUUGACAAGUUAUCAACAAAAAAUACAUCAGCAAUUGACGAAAUUGUGGUGGAUCUCAGUAACAGAGACAAUGAAAUUCUCAACAAGCUGACUAGAGGAUCCUCAAAGCUGGAUAUUGUUUUUAUUGCUGGAAUGCCUGGUUUAGGCAAGACAACGUUGGCGAGGAAGGUGUACAGCAGUCUUAAAGUCAUGCGUCACUUUCAUCUUCGUGCAUGGUGCUCUGUUUCCCAAGAAUAUGAGAAAAGGAGAUUGUUGCUCGAAAUUCUAACAGGGAUUCAUGGGCUUACAGAAGAGAUUCGCCAAAUGAGGGAUGAAGAUCUCCAAGAUAAAUUGCGUAAGUUGUUACUGAAAAACAAGUAUCUCGUAGUUAUGGAUGACGUUUGGGGUAUUGGAGCUUGGAAUGACUUGAAAAACUCAUUCCCAGAUGAUGCAAAUGGAAGUCGAAUUCUGUUCACCAGUCGCCUCCACAGAGUGGCCUCGGAAAUUAAACCAGACAGUCCUCCUCUUUCUCUUAGCCUUUUUUCUCAUGAGGAAAGUUGGCAGCUGUUAGAAAAGAAGGUAUUCAAGGAAAAAUGUUGCCCCAGUGAGCUGCAGGGAGUCGGAAAGGAAAUUGCUUACCACUGUCAAGGAUUGCCUCUUGCUGUUGUUGCGGUUGCUGGUAUACUGAAAACGACAGAAAAAAGCCAAAAUUCGUGGAAAACAAUCGCAGAUAACUUGAGCUCACAAAUAAUUGAUAAUCCCGAAGCUAGGUGCAAAGAAGUCUUAAAUCUCAGCUACAAACAUUUGCCGGAGUAUCUUAAAUCAUGCUUUCUAUAUUUGGGAGUUCUUAAUGAAGGCAGAGAUGUUCUUGUCAGCAAGCUGAUACGGUUUUGGAUCGCAGAAGGUUUCAUACCAGAAACUAAUAAGGGCUCUGAAGAUGUGGCCGAGGCUUUCUUGAUGGAUCUAAUUGACAGAAGCUUGGUGAUAAUCUCCAAAAGAAGAUCCAACGGCAAAGUUAGAGCAUGUCGCCUCCACGAUCUUGUCCUUGAUUUCUGUAAGUCUCAAACCGAGGAUGAGAACUUCUUUCAGCUGAUAACCAGGUCUGAUAAUCCAUAUGCUUCUUUUCCUAAUACAGAUUAUGGUUUCGAAUUUGAUUUUUACCAUCAUUCAUCUCCCGUGUCAUUUGCAUCCUAUCGGUUGGCUAUAUCUUUGAAGAGAAGCCACUUUAUUGAAUCAAAACCUUCUGGCUUGGCCACCCGUUCUUUGGUUUUCUUUGCUUCUACAGAUUCAGAACCCAAACGCCCUUAUGACAUUUCAUUCAUUUGGCACAACUUCAAAUUGCUUAGAGUCUUGGAUUUUGAGUGCUUCAAUUUGGGUAUUUCAUUUCCCCUGGAAAUUGGAAUUCUGGUACAAUUGAGAUAUUUAGCAGUUGGAGGCUAUUUGAAAUCCAUUCCACAAUCGAUAGCCAACCUCAGGAAACUGAAAAGUCUUAUUGUGAAGGGAUUAAGUGGUAAGAUCAGCUUACCAAAUUCUAUCUGGCGCAUCAUAAGUUUAAGGCAUCUUCAUGUGAGUGUCCAUGUUGCUUUUGACUCAGAUGAUGAAAAGCUUGGCGAUAGCUCUGUAUUAGAAAAUUUGGUCAACUUUUCCUGCCCAUCUUUUUCUUGUGGUGAGGAUGCAGAAAGGAUAAUAAGGAGGCUUCCAAACCUUCGCAAAUUGAGUUGCAUAUUCUAUGAAUCACCAGAUUCUUCUACAAACUGCAAUCAGUUUCCGAGAUUGAAAUGUCUAACUCACUUGGAGUCACUCAGGAUAUUCUACUAUGGAAGCCCUCUUAACAAUGGCGAGUUCAACCUUCCUUUGAAUCUAAAGAAAUUGACUUUAUCAAACUUUCGCCUUCCAUGGAGUCAUAUCUCCACAAUUGGGAGACUACCAAACCUGGAAGUCCUCAAGUUACUUUCUGGUGCCUUUGUGGGGAAACUAUGGAAAGUGGAAGAAAAGUUUCAGAAUCUCAAGUUCUUGAGCUUAGACAGUCUGAACAUUGCUCAAUGGAAUGCCUCUUGUGAUGAUUUUCCCAAGCUUGAAAGACUCAUCUUACAAAAUUGCAAAGACCUUGAAGAAAUUCCAGAGGACUUUGGAAACAUACCUACAUUGGGAAUGAUUGAAGUGCAUUGGUGUGGAAGAUCUGCAGAAGAAUCUGCAAAGAGGAUUGAAGAAGAAUAUGGAGAUAUCAAAGUCCUUAUCAGGAGUUCAAAUUUGAGUUCUUGAGCACAAUUUGGAUCACGUUACUUGUACUUCCAGCAACUUAUAUUUUGGGGAAUUGGUGCUCAAAGGAAUGGGGGUUCAGGUCUAUAACUUGAAGACCACUCAGCUGGAACUUUGGAGGGUCUCGUUCACCAUAAGCAAGAAGUUGAUUGCCAAGCUUUGCCUCACAUUGGAACCUUCUAAUUUUGUAUUCUAGAUUACGUUUUUGAACUAAUGUAGCAAUCUGACCCUGAUUGCUAGCUAGCAUUUUGCCAUUGCCUCUAGUUAUUGAGCUCUACCUAAUUUUUAUAUCAUACAGUGAGUAUUUUAUGUUGAAUUCACAAUGAACUGAUGAAGCAGGGAGCCACUAGAUGCUUGUUUGAUGAAAUUGGAAUGCAAUUGCUUGUUAUGGUCAAAGACUAACUUUCUUC